Chelmon rostratus (copperband butterflyfish) is the source of this 5193-nucleotide messenger RNA. RefSeq names its product desmoglein-3-like. Gene Ontology annotation, biological process: homophilic cell-cell adhesion. Gene Ontology annotation, molecular function: calcium ion binding. The record is from RefSeq and is a predicted model, not a curated record. Bases 67 to 3489 code for a protein of 1140 amino acids. Gene Ontology annotation, cellular component: desmosome; plasma membrane. Lineage: Eukaryota; Metazoa; Chordata; Actinopteri; Chaetodontiformes; Chaetodontidae. The transcript has 14 exons.
CAGGAACUUACGCUGGUGCUAUCAGGACUGUUCACUUGAUACGGACACUGCAACUUUUCUCCAGUCAUGAUCCGGGUCUCUCUGCCCGUGUUUGUGUUGCUGCUGUUUUUGGCUGCUCUGGUAAAAGCUGUCUGGAUUCCCCCGAGGAAACCACUGCAGGAAAAUGUCGACUACACAGAUCUGGAAUCUGUUGCCAGGAUUUAUUCAGAUCACGAUAAUGGCAGAGGGAAUGUUCUCUACUCUCUAGAAGGCGUUGGUGCAAACAAGGAACCCUUCAAUGUGUUUGUAGUUGAUCCUAUAACUGGAAUGAUUCGUGUGACCCAAAUACUUGACAGGGAGGAGAUCUCUAUGUACAAUCUGUCAGGAGUUGCUCGGUACCAAGACGGCAGUCUGGCAGAGGAGAACAUCGAAAUACGAUUCAAGGUUGUUGAUGAGAACGACAACCCUCCAGUCUUUGCACUCAUCGAGCCCGGGGAGGUGGAUGAGAACAGUCCUGCAGGGACUCCAGUCAUGAAAGUAACUGCGUCUGAUGCUGAUGAACCAGGGAACGAGAACUCUCAGAUCGCUUAUUCCAUCGUAAAUCAGAAUCCGCCUGGUGACAUGUUCUACAUGGGCAAGGAUGGAACCAUCUAUGUCAAAAAUUCUGGUCUAGACAGAGAGACUGCAGAUCAGUACACUCUGACGGUGAAAGGUCAAGACUUAAAUGGCAAACCAGGGGGAAAUGCUGCAACCUCCACUGUUACCAUUAAGAUCCGAGAUGUGAAUGACAACCGUCCCACUCUGGAAAAAGAGCAGUAUGAGGGCAGCAUUGAGGAGAACAAAGACAGUGUGGAGGUGAUGAGAUUUAAAGCAAACGACCUGGACUUGAAGGGUACAGACAACUGGGAAGCUGUGUAUGACAUUGUCAAAGGCAACGAGGCGGGGUACUUCAGCAUUAAAACAGACCCCAAUACCAACGAGGGCAUCCUAAUGCUUGACAAGGCUGUGAAUUAUGAAGAUGUGAAGAACAUUGACCUAGGAAUAGCUGUGAGAAACAAGGCUCAAUCGUAUAAUGGAUCUGGGGGUGGAGCAGGCGGUGGAGCAGGUGGUGGAGCAGGCGGUGGAGCAGGUGGGGGAGGGGGAGGAGGGGGUGGAGGCGGCGGAGGCGGCGGAGGCGGCGGAGGGGGAGCAUGGGGAUCAACAUGGAAAACCUAUCCAAUCAAAAUCCACGUGAAGAAUCAGCCUGAGGGUCCCAGUUUUGCCCCCAAGGUCAAAGCUAUUCCCAUCUCAGAGGGAGGCUCCAUCAACAUUAAUGAAGUUAUUGCCACAUACGCUGCAAUAGAUGAAGACACUGGGAAACCAGCUGAGAAUGUCAGGUAUGCCAAGGGCUCAGACCCUGGCAACUGGCUGACCAUCGAUCCAGAGACGGCUGAGAUCAAACUUAACAAGAUGCCUGACAGAGAGUCUGAAUUCCUGGUCAAUGGGACAUAUAUUGCCAAAGUACUGUGCAUUUCCGAAGACGAACCUGAUAAAACAGUCACCGGCACCAUAGCCAUCCAGGUGGAAGAUUUUAAUGACCACUGCCCCACACUGACCAGUGACAUCCAGACCAUGUGUACCACGGAUGAUUCUGUUAUUGUGAAUGCUAAAGAUGAAGAUUCAUUCCCUAACGGACCUCCUUUUGAGUUUGAAAUUGUCCCAGAGGGCACUGAGGGCAAAUGGCAAGUGGAGCAUCUGAAUGACACUGCUGCUAUCCUGAGGGCCCAGGAGUCCAUGUGGCCUGGUUCCUAUGAGGUGAAAUUUGUGGUGAAGGAUGAGCAGGGCCAUGCCUGUCCAGAACCACAGACAGUGAAGGUCCAAGUUUGUACCUGUGAGGAUGGAGUUCUGUGUGGAAAACGAGGCUCCAACGGCCAGUCCAGCAAAGAAGCAGAGUUUGGACCUGCAGGCAUUGGACUGCUAUUCCUGGGCCUGCUGCUCUUACUUCUCAUUCCUCUGUUGCUGCUCUUCUGCCAAUGUGGGGGGGCUGCGGGUCUGCCAGGGGGCUUUGCUGAGAUGCCUUUCGACACCAAAUCACACCUCAUUAACUACCGUACUGAGGGCCAGGGAGAGAACACGGAGGUGCCACUACUGAACAUGCCAACUCAACAGGAUGGAGAUAUGAUCAAAAUGGAUAUGGGCACAGUAAAAAAUGUUUCAGCAAUGGCGCCAAUGGCAGGGUUGGAUUUCCAGAAAUCUGUCACUUCCAUGGAUGGGAUGAAUGGGGCCAUCUAUACAGAUGGUCUUUCGAGUGGCCACAGAGAAGGAACAUGGGGGAUGAUGAACGCGGCAAGUGGCAGUGGCCUCUACUCUGGGUUUGAGGCCAGAGAAUCAAGAGUAGGUGGAGGACUUUAUGACGGAAUGGCUCUGCCAGACCAUUUCCUGGGACAGUACUAUUCUCAGAAAGUGUCCAGUGGAAGCGAGAACCUUGCAGUGAAGGAUGAUCUUUUGGUUUAUGACUACGAAGGCCAGGGCUCCUCUGCUGGCUCAGUGGGCUGCUGCAGCCUCCUGGAGUGUGACAAUGACCUGCAGUUCCUCGAUGACCUUGGGCCAAAGUUCAAGACCCUGGCUGAGGUAUGUGGAGGCAAGAAGAUCCCAACUGAAGUAACACAUGCAUUCACUCCUCCACCAGCUGCAUUAGUCAACACUCAGAGCUCAGUAUCAAGUGUGGUGACUGCCCAACAGCUGCCCCCUCCACCCCAGCUGCAGCCGACUGUGCCCAAAACAGAGCAGACUGUGGUCAGGGAGACAUCCGGGCAUUCUCAGAUGGUGAAGGAAAGCACGGCCACAGUAAGACAAGGGACGACCAAAGUGAAGAAAGGAAUAACAAAUCAAGGCCAGAUGCUUCUGCUACAACAGCAGCAGCCUGUCUACUACACCACCACCCCUGUGCUGCAGCCGAUGCCCUAUGUAGUCCAGCCACAGGUUCAGAACACCGUGCUGCUAGCUGAGGCACCAGCCACCAACCUGCAGGGCAUGGUACUGGUUAACAGCACCCAGACUGGGCCUGCCCAAGGUGUGGUCGUACAGGGACAGACUGUGGUGUCCAGUGGACAAGCACAGGGCCCUGGCAUGAUGCUGGUGGAGAGGAGUGGGCUCCAGGGGGCUGGUGCCAAUAUGAUCCACACUGGCAACCUACCUGGCUCCCAUGCCAUGAUGGUCGUGGAGGGCAAGGUACCUGCAGGGUCAAUGAAAGUGCUGAAAGGAAGCCAGACCUGCUUCGUGCCAGGGGCCACUCUACAGCCUGGAGGGCUUUCAGGAUCUCAGAGUGUCCUGGUGGUCGGAGGGCCAAUAGACAACGGAGGGCAGCUGGUGCAGGAGGCAGGAGGCCUGUCCCAGAUGAGUGAUAUCUCUGGAUCUCAAAGAGUCCUCUACAACAACGGCAACACAUCCACUGGCUCUCAGAGCAUCGUAUUGGGUUCAUCUACCACCACGGUGAGCACAGCCCCCACACAACAGAAGGCUGUGAUGUAAGACAAAUUCAGUGAAUUGUGAUGUUGGAAACGACAUUAUUUAACGCAGUUCAAACUUCUGGUGAGGCAACCUGUCAAGAAUAUUUAUGAGAGACACCCUGCAUGCCCAUGUCAGUUUAAUGCUGGAGGGUGUGCUGCAGCUGUUUGAUAAAUAAUGAAACUACAUGUACGUGCAUGUUCAUCCGACAGAUUCUAUUUGACACCAGAGUGCAUGUUAACAACUUUUAUGUAGGAUAAAAAAAGACCAUGAUAGUUGAUAUAUAUCUAUGUAUUUGUAGUUUUCUGAAAAAAAAAAAAAAAUUCCAACCAGACUUUGGAUUCAAACACAUUGCUGCCCCCCAUUGCUGGCUCAGUCCACUCCAGCAACAAGAUACCUAUUUUGCAUUAUUAUCAGUUGAAAAUUUUUGUUUGUCCAAUACUUUGGUUUAUGCCAAAUGUCUGCAAAACUAAUGGCAUUCCCAUCAGCUUCAGCUCUACAUUGUGCUUGGUUCUAAUUAGCAAAUGUUAGCAUGCUAACAUAGUGAACUAAGAUAGUGGACAUACUAAACACCUGCUAAAUCUCACCAUUGUUAGAUGUAAACGUUAUUUCGGCGAGGGACUGGUUGUCACCACAGCUACUGGCUGGUGAUGUCGUUGUUCUGUCUUUGAAUCGACGGAAGCAACCCUUCUACUCAGCUACCUGCUUGUGCCAUACACAGGCUACAAUCCAGCUACUAUAAUCUCAUGUAGCUAUACUAUGUCUUAAAAUAGAAGAAAUUGUUCGUAGGAUGAGAUUAUACAUGUUUGGGUAACCUAAGGGUUUGCCCUUUUAAAACAAUAAAGAGCAGCAAAAGCUGUUGGCUGUCUGAAAGCACCCUUAGUCUUGUUCUUCAUGUAAACUUGUUUUACAUGCAACAUGCACAAUAUUUUUUACUAAAUUGCUUUAGAAAUAGAAAAUAUAUACGUCGGCUAUCUGAAUAACAACUCAAGGUCAAUCUUGUAUUACAAGAUUCCUGUCAACAUGAUCAGUUGUGUUUAUUUUGUAUUUCAUUUUUUUUGCUGAUAUCAGGAUCUUGAAUAGUAUUUCAUAAGAUUGUACAUUAUGUGUGUUUGUGAAAGGCAUGGGAUGAGCAAGGCAGGUGGAGUGAAUGGUGCGCCUACCAUGGGUGGGUUUCUGUGGGUUAUAGAGGGGCAAGCUUUGUGGUUAUGUUCAGAGCCUCUGUUGUAUUAUAACGACUAAACAUCCUGUGUACAACCUUGGGACCAAUAAGCAGCCUAUGACUUACAGAGGUGUCUGUCUUAAGCAACAAACUGUACAGAAACUGUUGGUGUGUUUAAUUGUAUUUUCCUUUAUGUGAGCAAAAGUUUUCGUUUGAUAUUUAAGUGCUGUGUGUCAGGGUUCAGUCACUGUACUGAAGAUGGUUUCUAGACAGAAACAUAUGACUUUCUUGGGGCGAUCCAAAGAAAAGACAAACAUGUAAACAUCAAUUUCUGCUCAUUUGCACUUUGGUUUCUUGUGACCCGGCUUGAUCUUAACAUGUUUAAUUUACAUUUAAGGAUUUUUUUUAAUGUCUCAUGAUUUGCUUGUUGCUCUUAAAUGAACUACAGUAAAAGUUUCAUGUUGGACAAAAUCUUUUUUUACCAGUCACUGUCACAGUGUCAUGAGUUGUGCUAUUUAAUUCCAAAUUACUCUAUGUUCACACCGAUUUAAACUCUGAACCUUCAA